Molecule: messenger RNA, 4211 nt
Organism: Triplophysa rosa
Lineage: Eukaryota; Metazoa; Chordata; Actinopteri; Cypriniformes; Nemacheilidae
Exons: 1
Coding region: 80-1414 (444 amino acids)
Molecular function (GO): nucleic acid binding; zinc ion binding
Source: RefSeq, a predicted model, not a curated record
UGUAGUGUUACAACCAAGUCCAGCACACACACACACACCACAGCCGCACACAUACAUACCUGGUCCAUAUCCAGAAUACAUGGGCGAACAUGAGGGGAUGAUGAAAGUCCAGAUUACAGGGGACAUGACAGUGGAUGGGCCAGUUAGUAGUAGAUUAAGAAGGAACACUCGACAAGAGCGCCCCAUUACCGCAGAAUCAAGGUUCUUAUCAUUUCCGCCUGGACAUUUUCUGAAUCAGACAUCAUUUCAUCAAUUACAGGCGCCACAGAUGCAAGCACCCUUGAUGCAGAGACCAGGUGGGAAUCUCCAGUACCAACCAUGGUCGCAUAGUGACAUGACAGCAAUAGCAAGUAAAUUGCCACCCAUUACCUCUGGAGGCAGCAGAUGGCUGAGUAAAUUAACUGUACUCUGCCAUGGCACUGAUUUGGCUUUGGGUGACUUGAGAUGCCUGUUAGGACAGAUACUGACAGCCUCACAAAUGCAGAAUUUGGAACUCGAUGCUCACACCACUAUGGACGUAAAUGAAACACCAUUCGCAAGGGUGAGCACAGACAUUGGCAGAACACUUAGGCGAUUGUAUCCUGUACCACCAACCGUAUACCAAAAUAUAAAAUUCCGCAUUAAACCAGGUGAGACUGGAGCAGCCUAUUAUUUCCGUUGUGCUGCUGAGUGGGAACAAAUGGUGGAGGAAAACAGUUUAAAUAACCCCGUGACACGAGACAUAUUUAGAACAGCAGUAAUGACAGGAGCUCCAAAUGGAGUAAAACAAGCAAUGGAGAAUAACCCAGAUAUCCCAGUGGCGAGUAACGAGGUAUGGGAAAGACAUUUAGUGCACCACACAGACAGAGCAGUUGAAAGGGCCAAUAAAGAAGAGGAGGAACUUGAGAGAGCUAAAACACAGUUGUUGAAGUUACAAUUAGAAAAAGCCAAAAGUGAGGGCACAACCAAAAAGGCCAAGCAAAUGCCACAACACACUCCCAAUGCACCCCAACCCAUAGACCCAUAUCAAGGACCCCCUUACAGUGGUUCUCCUUUUGGAGGACCGACACACCACCAUCCAUAUAGCAACCCACAUUAUGCCCAAGGAACAAACCGUAGGCAGGGAUCCCCCUGGAGAGGAAAUGGACGUAGACAGGGAGGGCAAGGGAGAGGGGGGCAGCGCGGGACUCAGUGUUUUGUGUGUGGAGAAAAUGGACAUUGGGCAAGAUAUUGUCCACAGAAUGAGUCACAGACUCAAGGCCAAAACAACGGUCCACCUGCGGGGGGAUGGGGUCCCCGAGGAGGUGGCACCGGUGGUCGUGGCAGGGGACCACAAACCCCACACAACCCGGGGCAACACUUCCCGUCACCUUCCAACCUACAGGCGCCUGUGCACCCAACAUGGGGCCCGGAGGGUGGGGCGGAGGAAUGUUGAAGGGGCCCACAGAGAACCACCGUGAGAGGAAUGGCUGAACCUCUCAUGGAAAUAGUGGUAACCGAUACACCACUAAAGGCUCUGGUAGAUACCGGGGCCACAUACUCUACUGUAACAAAGGGCACAAUUGACAAUAGCGAUCUGACAAAUCGCACAGUAGGAGUAAUAGGGUUCUCUGGUGAGGUAGAAAAAUGGCCUAUGACAAAAUUGCUGAAAGUAAAAAUUGACAAACAGAUAUUGACACACUCAUUCCUGUACUCUUGUAAUGCUCCCAUCCCCCUUUUAGGCAGAGAUCUAUUAAUCAAAUUAGGAGCCAGCAUUUUAUGUUCACCCGAGGGAGUGAUAGUGAAAUUUCCAGAUGGUUCAGAAACAAAUUGUUCCCUUGCAGGUCACACCACAGACAGUCAGUGGAUGUUAACAUCGUGUGGUGAGUUAGAAGAUGCUGAUAUAUAUUGGGUUGAGCUAGAUUCCAGUGUAGCCACUAAUAGUAUUGUAUCUAGGUAUAAUGAACAUCGCCAAUGGAUAACAAACAUAGACAUUUUUCUGCCACCCAUAGACCCCUUACAUUGCACAUUGUUUUAUGACAGGGAUGACACCACACAAUACCAAGAUCUAUUUCAGGAAAUAGAAGACAGCAAAUGGGUGAUAAGGGGAUCUGGUCUCAUGAUAGGAAAAGAGGGAGUAGUGACACCAAUUUUACUGACAGAAGAGCAGAUGAAAUGGUAUGAAAUGUCUGAUACAGCUGCACCACACGUCUCUGUAGCAUUACAUCCGAAACAUGAAGCUAGGGAGCUAGGCAACAUGACUAAGAGGCUGUUGGCAGCUAAUGAUUGGAAACCCACAGAAACUUGGGGUAUCCUGUAUUCCGAGACACAAAAAGCAUAUUGGGUGCAAGACCAAACAGAAGACACAGGGGUGUUGACACAUAAACAGAUCUCUAGAAGCCAUGGUAGGGAGCAGACAGACGCUGACGGAGCAGAAAAAAUGAUUGACACAUUGCCAGAUAAUCUAUGGUCUCAAGGACCAACAGAUGUAGGGUUUUGUAACAUCAAACCUGUUAGCUUCAAAUUGACCACCACCACACCUAUUUGGGUCCCUCAGUACCGCAACAAACCAGAAGCAGAAGAAGGUGUAGCCACCACUGUUUCUGGACUGAUUGACAAGGGAGUGAUAACCCCUUAUAGGUCUAAUUGGAACACACCAAUUUUUCCUGUGCCAAAACCAGGCACUAAUAAAUACAGAUUGGUACAUGAUUUACGAAACAUCAACUCCAUUGUAGCAACACCUACAAUGACAGUGCCAAACCCAUACAUUGCGCUGUCCACAUUGACACCAGCGCACCAAUGGUUUACAUGCAUCGAUUUGGCAAACGCUUUCUUCUGUAUUCCAAUCGCAGAGGAUUGCAAAGCAUGUUUGGCUUUUACAUACAGGGGCUGGCAGUAUUCUUACAACAGACUACCACAAGGGUUUAUUUUGUCACCAGGAAUUUUUAAUCAUGUUUUAAAACAACAGCUACAGGACUGUAGCUUACCUGAGAACUGUGUCAUGAUCAUGUAUGUUGAUGACCUACUCUUGGCAGCCAGAACUGAAAAGGCGUGCUUGGAGGCUACCAGAGUUGUGUUGCUUCAGUUGCACAAGUCUGGUUUCAAGAUAAGCAAGGACAAACUGCAGGUGUGCAGACCUUGUGUUACAUUUUUAGGUCGACUGAUCACGGCACAGGGAUCAACUUUGACAGGGACACAAAGACAGGGUAUACUCAGCCAUCCUAAGCCAACCACAGUGAAAGACAUGUUGUCAUUUUUAGGCCUCACAGGAUUCAGUAGGCACUAUAUUCCUAUGUAUGUUUCACUGACCAAACCACUCAGACAGUUGAUCAAAGAGCAUGGCAUGAAAAAUCUGAAAGCAGAACUUCAGUGGACACAAGAGGCUGAACGGACGUUCAUUGACCUCAAGACACAGCUAGCUCAUGCCGCACACCUGAAUUGUGCCAAUUAUGAGUUACCUUUUUUCCUGGAUGCCUCAGAAUCUGGCUCCAGCGCACAUGGUGUCCUGUUUCAGAAAGACCAGGGCAGGAGAAAAGUGUUGAUGUAUGCGAGUGUGUUGUUAGACUGUGUAGAACAAAGACAACCACUUUGUUCUCGAUUUGCAGCGGGUUUAGCUAAAGUUGUGCAUAAAACAUCACACAUUGUAAUGGGCCACCCACUGACAAUACUCACCACACACUCCAUCAUGUCAUUCGUAAAUUCAGCAUCAUUCACAUUUUCACCACUGAGACAGAGAAGAAUAGCUAAGAUUUUGACCAGCCCCAAUCUCACAUACACACAUGAGGGCAUUAAUAUGGCUGAUCUGAUCGGAGAUGGACAGCCGCAUGAUUGUGCACCCAUCACCGAGAGAGCAUCCAAAGUAAGAGAAGAUCUGUCUGCGGUGCCAUUGACAACCCCACCACCAGUUAUUACAUUGUUCACAGAUGGUUGUUGUUUCAGAGCAGAGGAUGGGAGCCUGAAGGCAGCCUAUGCAGUAGUUGAACAGUUAGGAAGCUCAUUAGUGACCAGAGAUGCAGGGAAGUUAGAAGGGAAACAGUCAGCACAGAGAGCAGAGAUGAUAGCAGUGACAAGAGCCAUGCACUACGCUGGUGAGAACCGUGUAAAUAUUUAUUCCGAUUCCGCUUAUGUAGUGACAGCUGUUCAUGUUGAAUUUCCCUUAUGGCAGAGGUGUGGUUUUAUCACAUCCUCAGGUCGAACAAUCACGCAUGCAUGCGAAGCCAUAGACCUUUUAGAGGCUCUGAUGAUACCCACAG